Molecule: messenger RNA, 2316 nt
Organism: Impatiens glandulifera
Lineage: Eukaryota; Viridiplantae; Streptophyta; Magnoliopsida; Ericales; Balsaminaceae
Product: protein SUPPRESSOR OF GENE SILENCING 3-like
Exons: 6
Coding region: 147-2045 (632 amino acids)
Biological process (GO): regulatory ncRNA-mediated gene silencing; defense response to virus
Source: RefSeq, a predicted model, not a curated record
UCUUUUUCUCUUCUUCACUCCUCAUUCAUUUCUCACCUCUUCACUCCCCCUUCUCUUCUGUAACCCUUUUAUCUUCUCUGUCGCCGCCGCCGUCGGGUAUCCGUUCGCCGAUCAUCCGGUGAACUACUUACAAAGUGCUUGCUAACAUGAGUUCUAAGUGGAAUGGUGGAAACCACCCUACAAAUGCUGGUUCGUCGAGGGGGAGGGGUGUAUCCGUAGAUCAGCUGAGUCAGAACGUUUCUGAUAUUAGUUUGGACUCAAAAAAUGGUGAAUGGGAGGCUGCUCGGAAGUCCAAGGAUAAAUCUGGAAAUGCUGGAAAACCUUGGGGACAACAACCUGAGAAUCUUCCAAAUGCUUGGGGACAACAGCCUGCAAAUCCUCCCAAUGCUUGGGGCAAUCCAGAUGCAGUCCAGAAAUUGGGUAUGGGUUCAGGUAAAGGAAGAGGAAAUACCAGGCCCGUAGCUCCACAACCAGCACCACAGGUGGAUGCUAGAAGAUCUGCUGGAAGAGGAAAUUCCAGGCCUGUAGCUCCACAACCAGCAUUUCGUCCCCCCCUUGAGUAUGGAUGGAAGUGGUCCACAACUGCUGCAGCCGCUGCUGCUUCUGCUGCAGCCUCUGUGCAUGUUUCUGAGGAAACAAUCUUGAAUUCACCUUCAGCUGGGUUUGAAGAUGACAAUUCUGAUGCUGAUUCAGAUAUAAUUAAUGAUUCUGACGAUGAUCUAGCGAGCGAUGGGUUUGAUUCUGAUGAAAGCCAGAAGAGUCAUGAAACCAGAAAGAAAAAUAGGUGGUUAGCUGUUUUCUUUGCGACAUUGGAUAAAUGUUCGAAAGAGGAAGUCAAUGAAACAGCCAGACAGUGGCACUGCCCUGCAUGCCACAGUGGUCCUGGUGCGAUUUUCUGGUAUCGAGGCCUGCAAGCACUUAUUACACAUGCAAAAACAAAAGGCUCGAUAAGGGUGAAGCUCCACCGCGAGCUUGCAGAGCUGCUGGAUGAAGAACUGCGGAGGCGAGGCACUUCGAUUGUGCCAGCUGGCGAAGCAUUUGGUAAAUGGCGAGGUCUUUCAAAGGAGACACAGAAAGAUCGUGAGAUUGUUUGGCCUCCAAUGGUGAUCGUUAUGAACACAGUUCUGGAAAAAGAUGACAAUGACAAGUGGAUUGGCAUGGGCAAUCCGGAGCUUCUUGAAUACUUCAAAGAGUACGCUGCUGUGAAAGCUAGACAUUCAUAUGGACCUCAAGGGCACCGAGGAAUGAGUGUUCUUAUUUUUGAGAGUAGUGCAAUGGGCUACAUUGAAGCUGAUCGUCUUACCACUCAUUUUAUUGAACAAGGAACGGAUAGGGAAGCAUGGGGACGCAAUCCAGUCCGUUUCUAUCCCGGUGGGAAACGUCAACUGUAUGGUUUUAUGGCUGAAAAGGGAGACUUAGAUAACUUCAACCAACAUUGCCAAGGAAAAACGAAGUUGAAAUAUGAGCUGCAGUCGUAUCAAGAAAUGGUUGUGAAACAAACGAGACAAAUGAAUGAAGAUAAUCAGCAACUCGUUUGGUUUAAGAACAAAUUGGCUAAAGAACAGAUGCGGUCCAAAGGCCUUGAGGAAUCACUUGGUAUUGUUAGUGAAAAGCUGCAGAAGACUAGGGAGGAAAACCGAAUAGUGAAACUAAGAUUCAAAAAGCACCACGAAGAGACUAAGGAAGAGAUGAUAUAUCAAGAACAGUUCUUCAAUGACCAAAUGAAAAUGAUCCAUGAAACUAGGGAAGAACUGGAGUCCAAGUUUGAGAAGAUGCUUCAAGAGCAACGACAGAAGGUCAAACAAUCAUCCAAUAGUCCAAAUAGCUCUUCUAUAGUGGGGGAUGAAAUCACUAAGUUCAUAAAAACUCAAGACAAGGAAAUGAAAGAGUUUGAAACUGAGAGGGAGAAUCUGAUCAGGAGUCACGAUGAGAAGAAGAACGAAAUGAAGAAGAAACACUGGGAGGAGGAAGUUGCCUUGGAGAACAUGUUUGAUAGCGAAUUGAAUCUUCUCAUGGAGAAGUACACUCCAGCCAUGGUUAAGUAAAAAAAGGUCAUUAACAAAUAAUUUCUACUAUAGUAUUAUUAUUCUCUAAAAACCUAUUACCUUGCUAUGUUUGGUUACGAACAUAUAUAAGGUCAGUAAUUUCUAGCAAGAAAAAUGCCAGAGCAUUUUUCCCCGGAUAUUUUCUAGUUACUCUACUACAAAAACAAGGAUUCUAUUACUUGGAAUUUCGUAUUCAGGGCUACUCUAAAUUGAGCCGGUUUUGCUUCACUGUUGGAUGAAUCUUAUUAAUAGACUAUGUUUGGUUAGUACA